GCUGCAGCAAAACCAGCUUUCUCAGCUCCUGGGUUCUGGGGCCUGUCUCAACAACAAGAAACCCCCAAACAGCAAACGGAUCCCAGCAGGGGGAACACCGGUGCAGCAGGCCAGCGGUUUCCUCCCCCACUCCGCCCCCCAUUCCCUGGGCUCUCCCAAAGUUACAAACUGACGGUGCCGUUCAGCCAGUCACAGCCCUGGAAUUUCCCAGGAGCCAGGGGAGCAUGGAAUUUGGACUUUCCUGAACAACUGAAGUGGAGCGCGGAGCUUGCCCGGCCCAGGAGAGCACCAUGGAUGGCGAACCCGGGGGCAGCAAGCCCCCGAGGGCGGGCGACUCUCCGGACAUCAGGCUCCUUUCCAACCCAUUGAUGGGGGAUAUUGUGUCGGAUUGGUCGCCUGUGCACGAGGCAGCCAUUCAUGGACGUCUGCUGUCUUUGAGGAACCUUAUCAGCCAGGGGUGGCCCGUGAACCUCGUCACGGCAGAUCGUGUGUCCCCGCUCCAUGAAGCCUGUCUCGGAGGUCAUCCCUCCUGUGCAAACAUUUUAUUGAAGCAUGGAGCUCAGGUGAAUGGUGUUACUACAGACUGGCAUACGCCCUUGUUUAAUGCUUGUGUCAGCGGCAGCCUGGACUGUGUGAAUUUGCUUCUGCAGCACGGAGCCAGCCCCCACCCUGCGAGCGAUCUGGCAUCCCCCAUGCACGAAGCUGCUAAGAGAGGCCACGUGGAGUGCAUUGAGUCCCUUGCGGCUCACGGGGGCGACGUUGACCAUAACAUCGGCCACCUGGGCACCCCAUUAUAUUUGGCUUGUGAAAACCUGCAGGUGGCCUGUGCCAAGAAGCUUCUGGAAUCAGGAGCGAGCGUGAACCGAGGCCGGGGGCUGGACUCCCCUCUGCAUGCGGUGGCCAGGGCGUCCAGUGGGGAGCUGGCCUGCCUGCUCAUGGACUUUGGAGCAGACACCCAGGCCAGGAAUGCUGAAGGCAAACGUCCCUUGGAGCUGGUGCCUCCAGAGAGCCCCCUGGGCCAGCUCUUCUUGCAGAGAGAAGGGCCCCCUUCUUUGAUGCAGUUAUGCCGCCUUAGAAUUCGGAAGUGCUUUGGGAUCCAGCAGCAUCAUAAGAUCACCAGACUCAGCCUCCCCGAGGAGCUAAAACGGUUUCUCCUCCACAUUUAAGUGUGUCAAGGGAAUGGUGCCACAAACAACAGACAAACGUUGAGUGUUGAGGCCAUUGGGAUUCUAAAAUAAAGUCAGGUUUAUACAGUU
Molecule: messenger RNA, 1256 nt
Organism: Hippopotamus amphibius kiboko
Lineage: Eukaryota; Metazoa; Chordata; Mammalia; Artiodactyla; Hippopotamidae
Gene: ASB9
Product: ankyrin repeat and SOCS box containing 9
Exons: 8
Coding region: 291-1166 (291 amino acids)
Biological process (GO): intracellular signal transduction; positive regulation of protein catabolic process; protein ubiquitination
Molecular function (GO): protein binding
Source: RefSeq, a predicted model, not a curated record